UUUAGGGAAAGACAUAACCACCCUGUCAAUCACAAUUAAGGAACCAUGGGAGUAAACUGCUAGGGAAGCUCUGCGAAACCACUGUGUUUACGCUCAAGAUUAUUUUAAUUUACGCACUGAUGACCAUUAUGCACCGAUAUAUUAAGGGACAUUUGUACCCGACCUCGCCAACUGGAAAUCGAUUCACUUUGACGGGAAUUAGCAUGGGACGUUACAUUUAACAACAAAAAAACUUAGCGACUUUCAGUUGCCUAUUCUUAACCCCUUCUUCGCUCCAGUUUAAACAAAACACGUAAGUUACAGUUUAUAUUUGUAGAAAAGACGGUUCAGUGGCUUACACUCACUCCAAGCGUGGCUUUUACUGGUUGAUUUGAAUACAACUAGUGGAAAUCUGUUCUGCUCAUUUCUCAGAGCUGGUUUGUCGGUACACGAAGACGCUCCUAAACAAUCGAAGCUAAAAGGCAAACGCCGCUCGGACUCCAGGGACUGCCAGCCAGGAGCAGAGAUGAGUGGGGGAGAGGUGGUGUGCGCGGGGUGGCUGAGAAAGUCUCCUCCUGAAAAAAAGUUGAGACGUUACGCAUGGAAGAAGCGGUGGUUUGUUCUUCGCAGUGGCCGUCUGACAGGCGACCCAGACGUGUUGGAGUACUACAAGAAUGACCAUACCAAGAAGCCCAUUCGUGUGAUUGAUCUCAACUUGUGUGAGCAGGUGGACGCUGGGCUGGCAUUCAACAAGAAAGAAUUGGAGCACAGCUUCAUAUUCGACAUCAAGACUAUCGACCGUGUCUUCUACCUGGUGGCUGACACUGAAGACGAGAUGAAUAAGUGGGUUCGCCACAUCUGCGAUAUCUGUGGUUUUAAUCCCACUGAUGAUGAUGCAGCAAAAGCCGCUCAUCAGUCAGCCACCGGGGGUCUUGUGGUAGAUACCCCCCCACACCCAGCUCUGGGCAAUAUUGUUGGUCCAGCAGCAUCGUUGCUGUCCAGUGUGCCACCUCCAUACCAGCCAGUUAGUGUGCGACACCUGGAUUCUCAGUCCAGCUCAGAGGAGCCCCAGGAUUACCUGUGGCUUGCCAACUGUGAGAGCAAAAAGCCUGAACCUAACAGCUCAGGGGAGUGUCAGUCUCCACUGGAGGGGGACCAGGAGUAUUUACUCCUUGAGGAGUGUGAGAGCAAGACUCUUCCUCCACAGAGUAGUUUAGCCCAUGCCGAAUGCUCGAAGUCUACCUCGUCAGAGACAGACCUGAACGACAACCUCCCGUCUCACCGCACGCCUACACCUUCCGCUUCCUCAGCAAAACACACUUCACACAAUGGCUUCUUCCCACAGCAUCCGAGUCCAGCUUCUGCUCCUUCUUUUUACGACUCCCCUCCUUCACGUGGUGCCUUACUCUCAAAUGAUGGUGGCCUCUAUCAACUCCCCCGCAGCUACUCCCAGGACACUGUGCUGCUCCCUAAGUCUGCCUCCUCCCCCCCGGCUCAUCCAGACAGCGGGGAUGCCUCUGACCUUUAUGUCUUCAACACACCUUCAAGGAAGCACUCAGUGGAGACACAGAUGCGCAAUUUUUCCAUCAGUUACGACAUCCCACCCACACCUGGUGCAAACUGUACUUACCAGGUGCCUCGCACAUUGUCAUCAUCAACAGGGGUUGGAGGCUCAGAGGGUGGGGGAGAUGUAGUGCCUCCUCCCAGGCCGCCCAAACCUUCACUGGGAUCCACCUCAGGGCUCCCACCCCCUCCUGCUGAGCGCUCACCUACGGACACCUAUUGUGUGCCUCGCUCAGCCUCAGAGACGGAUGGAAACUACUGUGUACCAACUAGUGCUGGGAGUAAAGCUUUACGCAGCAACACUAUCGGCACUGUUGACUGUUCCCGGCUCCGAAAAGAUUUUGGAUCCCAGGACUGCUAUGACAUUCCCAGAUCAUUCCCUUCAGACAAAAGCUGCUCAUUUGAUUUCAACGAAAGCUUCAACAGCUACUUUAAAAACAAAGGAAUGAUGCCAUUGGGUCAUUCUGCCGAGGAGGUCGACCAGAACUAUGUCCCUAUGAGUGUCAACUCCCCAUCACAUCAUCACUCAGGCAGUUUGACAGAGCCAGUGCAUGAGACAAACUAUGUUCCAAUGACCCCAAGCACUAUGGAGUUCUCCUCCCUGGGAAAACAGGUUCCCCCACCCGCCCACAUGGGAUUCCGCUCAAGUCCAAAAACCCCCCCUCGCAGACCAGUGUUAAGUGAUUGCCAACCACCACCUGUGGAUCGAAAUCUCAAGCCUGAUCGCAAAGGUCAGAGUCCUAAAAUAAUAAGAGCAAAAGGUGUCUGUUUAGAGCGAACGGACUCUCAAACCGUAGGUGAAUUCCCGAGGGGACGACGCAAGGGAAAACCUGCUCCACUGGAGAUCAAACCACUACACGAAUGGGAGGAGACCUGCACACCUGUCCGCUCACCUGUCACACGGUCCUUUGCCCGAGAUCUCUCUAGGUUUCCAAUGCCAACGAGACCCCCGUCAGUGCAUAGCACGGCCUCCAGCACUGACUCCGAGGAGUAUGAUGAGAAUUAUGUAGCCAUGGACUCUAAUAAAUCCACAGAUGAACCAAUCAUGAAACUUGCUGCGCCUGUGCCUAUGGACGGUGGUAGUAGCCCUAUGGUGAAACCGAAAGGAGACAAGCAGGUGGAGUACUUGGAUUUGGAUCUUGAAUCUGGCACAUCUACCCCACCUAGGAAGGUCAAAAACAACGGCACCGGUAUUACAUCCUCAGACGAGAGGGUGGACUAUGUGGUCGUGGACCAGCAACGCACACAGGCCCUUAAGAACACCAGGGAAGCAUGGAGCGAAGAUCGUCAAUCCACAGAGACUGAUACCCCCACCAAAGUACCCAAAUGAGCCCGUUGAAUGUUAACUAUCAACCCACCUCCCAAACCUCCAAACUGCCAGGCCUCUGAUACAAGUAUAGGCUCUGGUUUAUUCUUUAGGGAGGUCAUGUUCCACCCUAGUGAGUUCCUUAGUGUAUGGAUCAUCAUAGCCACUACUGACUUUAGUUUACACUGCUGUCAGGCCUUGGAGAGCACUGUGUGUGCAUCUUUAGAAAGUUCAUACAGGCCAGGAAUAAGCUUUGUGUGGUAGAAAUUAGGUGGAAAGACUGGACUUCAGUUUGGGAGGUUUGACUUAAGCAGACUCAUGAACUUGGAACCUUCACUGCCUCCUAUAUGAAUAAGAGGUCUUUUUGUUUUGUUUUUUUUUCCUUCCAUCUUUUUUAUUGCCAAUGGGCUGAUCCAGAGUUAACAUUUCCUUAAAUUGUAAUGCUGUUUUUAUUUUGGCGGCGGGGGGGGUGUAAAUAAAAUCACUUGAUAAUAAUUACAAUGUCAAUGCAACACUAUUGAAUAGCAUAGAAGGUUAACAGUGUUUAUUUUUCAGUUUCUGCUGUUAAAUCUGGACAAGGUUUCAGUAGAUGGCCGCAGGUUAGUUUUACAAUUUCUUCCUUAAGUCACGGCAGAUGGCGCAAGCUGACCCCGAUCUGUGUCCAACGCAGGUCUGCAAAUCAGGAGCCUAGUACGACCGAUUUUUCACAUAUGCUUUCAUUUUUUUCUUUUAAAACUACGGCAGUUAAACUUGUUUAUUUUAAACGUUAACAAGUGCUAAAUUUAAGCUUUUGAUUCACUAAAAGUUUAAUCCACUGAAUAUGUGAUUUCCAUGUGUUUUGGAAGUGGAAAAGCUUCAAUCUGUUGUCAUGGAAGUGCAAAGACUGUACAAAAGUGUUAUGUAUAUAAACAGGAGAAGUGUCCUUUUAUUUGUAUGAAAUAUCCACCAUGUUUGACUUUAAAAGGUAUAGAGAUUCUGCAGGGUAGAAUUCUGUACUCGUCUUAGAUGGUUUCAGGACUUGUGAUUAAUGAAUGAAUUACUGUGAGUUUUUAAGAGCGUGACAGGUUUUCUGUAAGUUAUGCAAAGUUAUCAAACAUAGGUUACAGUGAGAGAAAAUCAGGUACUCUUUUUAAAUGUGUACUAAUACAACUUUCCAUUUCUAAUUUAUUUUCUCAAGUAAUUUCAUCAGGCCAAUGUCAUAAUCAGUUUCAGCUCAAUAUUCUUGAUUUCAGUGGAGAAACAUUUGCCAGAGUUGUUGAAAUGCUUAGUGUGACAUAUGCUGGUAAAUUAGCUUCAUAAGUUAAUUUUUACGUUGUCUUUCUCCUAUCUCUCUCCUCUUAGGUUUAAUUUAUUUUAAACUGAACUGGCAUACAAUUUGGGAAAAUUGUCUGUCUCAUGUAGUCAACUUGAGGUAUUGUUUGUAGACAGUUUAAGUCUGUCUCCAAAGAUCUCUUCUUCACUAACCCAUCAUCUCUAUUUCAGAAAUCCCAAGCAUGUGCUACCAUAAAAGAAAUCCUAGCUGUACAUAUUUUGCUAUAAAAUGUAUUAACAUGUAUCGUUUAAAAGAUGUGCCUACUAAGUCAUCCUCAUUUGACUUCACUUUUUCCUUAUUGCAGUUUUGUGAUACAGGCUGCUGAGCUGAUGAUGCUUUAUCUUUUUUAACGAAUCUCAACAAAAAUGUAAAUUUGAAAAGUGGACUAAAUAAAAUCCAUCUCCUAUGCA
Melanotaenia boesemani (Boeseman's rainbowfish) is the source of this 4570-nucleotide messenger RNA. It is a transcript of the gene gab1, whose product is annotated as GRB2-associated binding protein 1. The transcript has 14 exons. The coding region runs from base 506 to 2872 and encodes 788 amino acids. Lineage: Eukaryota; Metazoa; Chordata; Actinopteri; Atheriniformes; Melanotaeniidae. The record is from RefSeq and is a predicted model, not a curated record.